Molecule: messenger RNA, 1076 nt
Organism: Cylicostephanus goldi
Lineage: Eukaryota; Metazoa; Nematoda; Chromadorea; Rhabditida; Strongylidae
Source: the annotation of a GenBank genome assembly
CGACUAUAUUGUUUAAAGCGAUUAUUCUGCAACUUCAUGCUGUUCUUCCAUGUCCUACCGUAAUCUAGGUAACCGCACUCGUACAACGAGGUCGUCUUUUGGAAGCAGAGGGAGCCGACGACACUGUAGCAUUUGAUUCCAGUAUAGCAUUGCCAUCAGAUGCUUUUAGCGGGUUGAGGAACACAAUAUCGGCUUUUGAUGAAGGAGCCGCUGUCGAUGCUGCGCUGAAGAUUUUGAAGCAGAUGUUGACAGAUUGUGUGCGCGAUAUUGCGCAGGGUGCAAAUAAACGUGCUGAUGAAGUGGUCAUGUCACUGAGCAGAUGGUUGCACUCACCAGAUUCCUUGCUCUUUGACCCGGCUAUCACCAGAAGCGUAAGCAUUCUAGAGAGAAAGUUAGUGCUACUUUUAGCGGCUGAGUGUGAACGGUUAGGAGCAAAGAUCAUACAUGCGACACCAACAAAACUGGUAUUGGAUACUGGUAAACGUGAACAUGAACAAGGUACCGCGUUCACAGAACUACUUCUACAAUCGCUUGGGCAGAAUCCGCUAUUCGCUGCUUUGCACAUGACACCUACACAUCGAUGGACCACGUUACUGUGGUAUAAUGGCUACAAUCACACUGGCGUCAGCAGUGAGAGUGUUGAAAACACAUCUGAAAAUGGUGAGAUUUCGGAAGCAUCCCAACCCAAAGUGGAGACACUGCAUCACUGGCGAUUAGCUGAUGAUCUACCGAACGAAGGAGCGGUGCGAGAAGAAUUUCGUAAAAUCAUAGUCGGCUAUGUGACAUUAUACAUGCAACAACAGACUAAAGAGGACUUUGAUGAGGAAAAGGCUAUCGCCUUCCGUGAUGAUCUUGUUAGAACUCACAUUGGACACAGACUGUUCCGAGUUGUUUCGAAAUUGACUGGCCAAAGAGUGACACAUUACUCAGCUUCGUCUUUGGUGAAAGUGAUCUGUACAGCUCUAUCCUGUGAUGCAGCGGUGGAAGACAGUGUUGAUGGUCUGCGAGAGAAUUUGCAUCGAAUUUUGGACUCCAAGGAAGAACCUCCCACACGUGAUACCGUCUAUUUAUCAAAU